CGGUCAUGUGAUCAGCUGUGUCCAAUCACAGCUGGUCACAUGGGACAUGUACGCUGAUCAUCAAGCCCUGAUGAUCAGUGUGCCCUGAUGAUCUGUGUAGCCCCAGCAGUGCCACCUGUUCAUGUCCAGCAGUGCCAGCUAUCAGUGCUUAUCAGUGCCACCUGCCAGUGCCCAUCAGUGCCACAUUUCAGUGCCUACCAGUCUACAUCAAUGCCACAUAUCAGUGCCCAUCUGAGCUGCCUUUCAGUGUCACCCAUCAGUGCCAGUCAGUGCCACCUAUCAAUGCCAGUCAGUGCCACCUAUCAGUGCUGCCGAUCAGUG
Messenger RNA from Staurois parvus, 321 nucleotides. NCBI's taxonomy places the organism in Eukaryota, Metazoa, Chordata, Amphibia, Anura, Ranidae. The record is from the annotation of a GenBank genome assembly.